Messenger RNA from Lycium barbarum (goji berry), 3971 nucleotides. Its product is annotated as synaptonemal complex protein 1-like. The record is from RefSeq and is a predicted model, not a curated record. NCBI's taxonomy places the organism in Eukaryota, Viridiplantae, Streptophyta, Magnoliopsida, Solanales, Solanaceae. The transcript is spliced from 19 exons. The coding region runs from base 908 to 3523 and encodes 871 amino acids. Gene Ontology annotation, biological process: reciprocal meiotic recombination.
CGGUAAAGUUUUCUUAAUUUCUUCGAUAUAGACAUGGAAAUAUUUUCGCAAGAAAAAGUUGAAAAGAAAACUAAAAUCUAAAAUUUGUAUAGAAUUAUCUCACUAUGUUUGCCUUCCCUUCCCCAGUUUCAACUUUGAAGCUAAUGAAAAUCAACGAACCGAAAGAUAAAAUUACACGUUUCUAGGGACCAAAUUGUAAUUCUACCACCACUUUCUAAAAAAAAGUCAUCCAAAAUAUCUCCCCGGCCCACCGACAUAUAAAUAGCGCAUUUCCCUUCGCGCCAUCACAUUUCAAAUGUUCACUCUCACAGACUCGAAACGUUCAACUGAAAGAGAAUUGCAAAAGACGAUCGCUUCGAGAUUCCUUCUCUAGAAACUUCUUCUCCUAUACAGUAUCUUUCUCAACACGAAAACUAAAAACUAAGUUCACAUAUCCAAUCGCAAUUCGAUUUUUCGAUUUCUAGGGUUUAUAUGAUCUACAAAGCAACAAAAAUGAACAUCGAACUGUUCCUACUUCGUGUAUGUAGGAAAUCUAAGUCCGCAGAGCUAAUCGCUUCGAUUUUUAGGGUUUAAAUCCGUGCUAUGUGAUCGAAAAAGCCACAAAAAUCAACAUCUAACAGUUCCUAUUUCGUGUAUGUGAGAAAGCUAAGUUUACAGAGCUAAUCGCUUCGAUUUUUUGAUUUCUAGGGUUUAUAUCCGUGCUAUGUGAUCGACUAAGGCAUAAAAAUCAACAUAUUAACUGUUCCUACAUUGUCUAUGUAGGAAAUCUAAGUUCGCAGAGCUAAUCACUUCGAUUUUUUGAUAAUAUCCUCGCUUUGUGAUCGACAAGGUCACAAAAAUCAACAUUGAACGGUUUCUACUUCGUGUAUGUAAGGGAAUUAGGAAAGUAUUUGUGUUUGAUUAGAGAAUGAGCAAAUUAUUAGGAUUAUCAGGCAUGAAAGGACUUGAUAACUUCAAAUCGCUGUCGAGAUCUGGUUUAGGAGCUGCAAAACCGAUGUCCAUAAGUACGCGCUCUGAUAUGGUUUCUACUGGAAGUUUUGCGAAUUUGAAGCUUACAGCAGAGAAAUUGGUGAAGGAGCAAGCUUCUGCUAAAACUGAUCUGCAAUUGGCGAGCUCUAAAUUGAAGAAGUUGACUGAAGAUGUUCGUAUGCUAGAAGAAAAGUUGCAAAAUGCAUACAAUGAAAAUGCUAAAUUGAAAGUAAAGCAGAAAGAAGACGAGAAGCUAUGGAAAGGACUGGAAUCUAAAUUUUCUUCAACAAAGACGUUGUGUGAUCAGCUAACUGAAACCUUACAGCACCUAGCUGGUGUGGUUCAGGAUGCUGAGAAAGACAAGGCAUCAUUUGAACAGAGACAAUCUGCAAGUUCUGUUGUUAUUGAUAACUUACAAGACAACAUGAAAGCCCUCUCUUUGAGGUUGGAAUCUUCUGAAGAAACUGUUAGAAAAUGUACAAGGGAGCUGAAUGAACUUGGUAACGAGAAGGAGAAAAUGGAGAACUAUUUCAGGGUUGAACAGAGCAAAAGUAGCAGGGUAAUUGAGGAGAAAGAUGCCAUGAUCAAGGAGUUUCAGGCUACCGUAGCAGUUAAUGGACUUGCAGUGGAGAAUUUGAAGUCUAAGUUGGAAGAAUUACAUCUCGAAUCAAGAAUAAAAGAAGAUGAACUGGAGGGCUUGAGAACUACCAAAAAGAAUUUGGAGGAAGAAAAGUGUGAUCUUGUAUCUAAAAAUAGAAACUUCGCAGAACAAUUAGAUACAUCACUUCAGGAGAUAAAGAACCUUAAUGAGUUUGUGAAUGAAAUGGUGGUAAAAUUUACUGAUUUGGAUAGUCAAAGUCUUGUCUUUGCGGAGAAGAUUAUUCAGCUUAAUGCUUUAUUUGACUCUGGUUUUGAAAUGAUGAGAGAGAAGGGGGAACUUGUGGCUCAGCAUGCUCAACAAAAGUUUGGCAAGCUCCUGGAUCAAUAUACAAGCAUUACAUCAGAGAAAAAUGCUCUACAGUUGGCUAAUAAGGACCUGAAGGAAAAGUUAUCUGCACUUCAGAAAGAGCAAGAACAUGCAAUGGUGCAGCACGCUGAAGAAUCCCGUUUAGCAGAAGAUCAAAUUAGAAAAUUAGAGUCUGAAGUAGAACUGCUUCUUUCCAAGAAGAUGGAGAUGGAAGGGCUGAUUAGCAAGUUGCAGGAGAAUAUUGUCACUUUAUCAGAAAAUUCAAAACUCUCAGAGAAUGAAAUGCAAAAUUUAUCAUUGAAACUCUCCGAGAUGGAAACAGAGAACAAAGAUCAUAUCAGAAAGCUUCAAUCAGACAUGCUGACAAAGGAAGAUGAAAUUCAUCACUUACGCAAGGAAAUUGACAACUACACAGGAACGGUUGAUUCACUGGAGAAGCAUGUUACAGAGAUUAACAAUAAAUUGGAGGAGAAAGAUCAGCUUGUUCAGGAACUUCAGGGCAGGGAGAAAGAGUGGGAAGCUGAGAGAGAAAAGAUUCAGGCAUCUUUGCUUGCUGCUGAAAGCAAGCUCGCAGAAUCUAAAAGGCAGUGUGAUCAAAUGUUAGAAAGCAAACAGCUAGAACUUUCUAGGAAUUUAAAGGAAUUAUCUCAGAAAAAUGAUCAGGCCAUCAGUGACAUCCGGAGGAGGUACGACUUGGAGAAGUUGGAAAGUAUCAAUCUAGAGAAGGAGAAGGCUGAAAAAAUUGUUGGAGAGAUGGAAAAGAAUUGUGAGUUAAAGCUGUUGGAAUGCAGAGAAGAAUCUAAGCAGAACUUGAAGCGUGUACAGGAAGAACAUGCUAAUUUGGUAUGUCAAAUUCAGCAGGAGCACAGCAAGAAGGAAAUGAGUCUUGUUGCCAGUCACAAUGAAGAGCUAAAACGUGCCCGUCUUCAGUAUGAAAAUGAAUUGAGAGAGAAAACAAAUUCAAUGAGGAAUGAGCAUGAAGCUCAGUUAAGAGCUCUGAGACUUGAGCAUGAGGAUGACUGCAGAAGACUGCAGGACGAGUUGGAUAUGCAGAAGUCUAAAGAGGAGAAACAGAGGGCUCUUUUGCAGUUGCAGUGGAAAGUAAUGGGAAAUAAUCCGGAAGAGGAAGAAGUGACUUCAAAGAAGAACUACUCUGGCUCGGUGACCAAAAGAAACCAACCUGAUAGUCACAAAAGGGGUCAGCUUGCACCUGAGAGAGCGGAAGCUAAGGAUGUGGAUUCACAUCAUCUGGUAGGAAGUCAAACACCUGUAUCAAAUUUGUUGAGGAAAGUGGAGCAAGUGAAUACAGGAAGUCUGGCCACACAUAGUAGGAAGGUGACCCAUCAUGCAUAUGAAGUUGAAACCACAAAUGGCAGAACAAUUACGAAACGAAGGAAAACAAAAAGCACAGUCAUGUUUGAUGAUCCAUCAAAGCACAAGAAGAGAAGGACACCAAAGGUUAAGACUCCCAGAGAGGUUAUCGGGGGUAUAAAAGGAGGAGGUCAUCCAAAACCUGCAAACAUAGGUGAUUUGUUCUCAGAAGGAUCUUUGAAUCCAUAUGCUGAUGAUCCGUAUGCAUUUGAUUAGAGGUGAAGAAGUACUACUCCAGAAUGCUUAUCUGAAGUGAACUGUGACCUGUAAAGAUUUGGCUGAUUCUUUGAUGGUAGGCAUAGAUUUGACUGUUUCCUAUAUAGAAAGGAAUUAUGUUUUUUUUUUUUUUUUUGUCGGGAAAAAAUGAAGUGUGUAUACCACUGCAAUUAGUAUGCGAAGAAACUGUGGGGGAAAUUACGUGAUUAGAGCUCGACUGGAGAGGAACUGCACCAGUGUAAAGUCACUAGCUGCGUAGAACUGCAUAUAUUUUUUGUUAUGUGCUUCGAAACUGUAUAAGCUUUAACUCUUGACCGUUGCCAAUCACUCAACUACCCCACUUUCUUGAGAUGUAAUUGGACAAUGUAUAGAAAGCAUCCUCGUUCGCGGUCACAAAUGCCUCUAUUGGAGUUGCACCAUUAAGAAAUAAAGAUACUUGGGACUUAAA